Strongyloides ratti is the source of this 1008-nucleotide messenger RNA. RefSeq lists its product as hypothetical. The record is from RefSeq and is a predicted model, not a curated record. NCBI's taxonomy places the organism in Eukaryota, Metazoa, Nematoda, Chromadorea, Rhabditida, Strongyloididae. The coding region runs from base 1 to 1008 and encodes 335 amino acids. The transcript has 2 exons.
AUGAUUCAUCCUAUUAAUAUACCAGAAGAAUUAUUUGCUGUAAACCCCCGAAGGCCUAAAUUAUUACUUAGUAAUAAUGAUAAACCAAGAAAGAAGUUAAGUUAUACUAAUGAUGGUAGAAAAAUGGUUGAUGAUGUUAUUAAAUCUCCCCUAUCACCUAAUAGUAUAUGGAGAGAAACAUUUUUAAGAACAUUUAUUCGAAGAUUAUCUUUAUCAAAAGUUAAUCCAACAACCAAAAUAAUUGAUAAACAAAAAACACCUAUUACUACUAAUGAGGAGGAUAAUAUUUCAAGGACAUCAAUUUCAAUUGAAACAUGUGAUAUGAUAGAUAUUGUAGAUUUAGAACCAAAAAAUAAAUAUAAAAGUGAAAGUGAUGAAAAUAAUAUAACAACAGUCAUUCUUGAAGAUGAAGAAAUUUUAAAAAAUUGUUGUCCAGUUGACUAUGAUGCUAUAUGCCCAAUAUUAGUUGAUUGUUGUCAAAAUAUUAUUGAUACAAAUGGUGACAGGAAGUAUCAAGAAUUUUUAAGAUGUGAUUUUUCUAAUAUAAAUAAAAAUCCUUUAUUUUGUCAGGAAUAUAAAGAAAAAAAUGAUAAUUCUAAGGAUGGUAGAAAAAAUUCAAUUGAUUUUUUACCAUCUCCUGUUGGGAAUCGUAUUUGGCUGGAGGAGGAAUCUUGUAAUUGUGGAUAUGAUUCACAAAUAAAAUUUAAUAUUCAACAAAUUCAUAAGAAUGAUGAUAUUAUAUCAAUUGAAGUACAUAUCAUAAAUGGAAAUGAUAUAGAUAUUCUUUUUAAAACACUUCUUCAUGUUCAUAUCAAAGAAAAUAAUGGAAAUGAUACAAGAGCAUCAGUAAGUGAAAAUAUUCAUAUAUUGAAGAAACAUGAUGAUAGAUAUAUAAAAAUUUGGAUUUCAAUAAAUGAUUUAAUUAGAGAAGCUCUUGAAGAUGACAAUAAAUGUUUAUUACUUAUUGUAAUGGCUAAAUUAGAAAUGAUAAAUCAUGUGGUAGAAUGA